Molecule: messenger RNA, 1425 nt
Organism: Trichechus manatus latirostris (Florida manatee)
Lineage: Eukaryota; Metazoa; Chordata; Mammalia; Sirenia; Trichechidae
Product: zinc finger protein 84-like
Exons: 2
Coding region: 1-1425 (474 amino acids)
Biological process (GO): regulation of transcription by RNA polymerase II
Molecular function (GO): DNA-binding transcription factor activity; RNA polymerase II cis-regulatory region sequence-specific DNA binding
Source: RefSeq, a predicted model, not a curated record
AUGUGGAAAGUUUUUAUGAUAGAAAACUACAUGAGUAUUGAAGAUGAGAAUGUAGGCAGUAUGGGAAGCAUCACUGGCACGCUGGCCUACAUCCAGAAGUCAGAACUCACUAAUGAUCAAACAACUACAUUAGGAAAGAAAUUGUAUGGAUGUAAUGAAUGUGCAGUGAAUGCUUGUAAGUCACUCAUGAUGAUGCCUCAGAGAAAUUAUGCAGGAAAGAAACCCCACGAAUGCUGUGAUUAUAGGAAAGAUUUUUCCAGUAAGUCACAGAUUAUUACUCAUCAGCAAGCUCACACAGGAGAGAGAUCAUAUGGAUGCAAUCAGUGUCAAAAAGCCUUCAUUACAAAGUCAGCACUCAUUUAUCAUCAAAAAACUCGUCAUAAAGAAGGGAAAUCGUAUGGGUGCAGUAAAUAUGAGAAAGCUUUCCCUUGGAAGUCAAAACUUAUUUUACAUCAGAGAACUCAUUCAGGAGACAGACCUUUCAGAUGCAGAGUAUGUGAUAAAGCCUUCAUGGUUAGGACACAUCUCACUGUACAUCAGAGAACUCACACAGGAGAGAAACCAUAUGAGUGCUUGGAUUGUGAGAAAGCCUUCUCAAAAAAGGCUCAGCUCAUGAUUCAUCAGCGAAUUCACACAGGAGAGAGACCCUAUGGAUGCAGUGAAUGUCAACAAGCUUUCGUUGAGAAAUCGGAUCUCACUAAUCAUAAGAAAACUCAUCAUGCAGUAGGGAAACCCCAUGGAUGCAGUGAAUGUGGCAAAGUUUUCCCCUGGAAGUCAAAACUUCUUGUACAUCAGAGAGUUCAUUCUGGAGAGAGACCCUACAAAUGCAGUGGAUGUGAUAAAGCCUUCACAUCAAAGGCACAUCUCAUUGUACAUCAGAGAAUUCACACAGGAGAAAAACCAUAUGAAUGCUCUCAUUGCAAAAAAGCCUUCUCCACUAAGGCACACCUCAUUAUUCAUCAGCGAACUCACACCGGAGAGAGGCCCUGUGGAUGCAAUGAAUGUCAGCAAACUUUCAUCCAGAAGUCAGGUCUCACUAACCAUCUGCAAACUUGUCAUGCAAGAGUGAAAUCUUAUGGAUGCAGUGAAUGUGGGAAGGUUUUGUCCUGUAAGUCAACUCUCAUUAUACAUCAGAGAACUCACACAGGUGAGAAACCCUUCAAAUGCAGUGUGUGUGAUAAAGCCUUUACAGCUAAAUCCUAUCUCACUGUACAUCAGAGAAUUCAUACAGGAGAGAAGCCAUAUAAAUGCUGUGAUUGUAAGAAAGCAUUCACUACUUUGUCAACUCUCAUUGGUCACUGGAAAACUCACACAGGAGAGAGGCCCUAUGGGUGCAGUAAAUGUCAAAAAGCCUUCUUUCGGAGGUCAGCUCUUAUUAAUCAUCAGCAAACUCAACAUAUGGGAGGAAAAUCCUAUGUACAAUGA